UUCAAUGGAUGGGUUUUAGCUUUCCCAACUUAAUAAGUCACCGUUGUGAAGUGUGCUGCUGAACAUCAGAAAACAAUUAAGAAGUUGGGAUGACAAAUGUUCUGUCUGAAAAAAUAUAGUUUAAGGAAAAACACACAAUUAUUGUCUGGGAUUUAUAUAUAGUCAAAGCUUCUUUGUUUACUUUGAAACUGAUCAUCAUAUAUACACAUCUUGUAUUUGUUUCUUCUUUGAACUCGCACCAAUUCAGAUGGCAGUAGCAGCUUAUGCAUCUUUGGUUUCUCUUAGGCAUGUUCUCGACAAUGUCCAGCACCCUGCUCGUCGUCAUCGGCUUCAUCUAGAUACAGAUCAAAUUCAAAGCUUGCAGGAAAAGGUGGAGUUCUUGCAAGGGUUUCUCGAACUUCAUUCCCAGAGAAUAAGCCCAGAAAUGGAAGAUCUGGCGAAGCAACUAGCUGUUGUUGCUGAUGAAGCAGAUGACAUCAUUGAUUUCCACGUGGUGAAUCAACUCGGUGAAAGAUCUCAAGAUCAAAGUCUUCAUAUGCUCGCCCUCUCAUCUUUCUGUCAAGAUAUGGACAAUAUCAUCGAGAAGCUUGAUUCCAUCACCGAAAAGUUGAUGAUGGUUAAAGAAGAAUGGGUCGACGUCCAAGAACAACAGCCUAUGGUUUCGGUGUCUGUGGGUUCUACUGCGGUUCCUUCCGGUGACAAGAAUACUAUGGUGGGAUUUGACGAACGCUUGCUUCAGGUCGUGGAUGAGCUUACUAGAGAUGAAUCUGAUCUUCGGAUCCUCCCAAUAGUGGGAAUGGGAGGUAUUGGUAAGACAACUCUAGCUCGAAAUACUUUUGAUUAUCCAUAUAUCGUCAAUCGCUUUGAUAUACGCAUUUGGUUUGCAAUAUCUCAACAAUAUAGUGUUCGAGAAAUUCUUCUAAAGUAUCUCAUAAAUUGCGAAAAUAUCGAAGCAAGUGCUGCUGAUGAUUUAGACCUAGCUGAAGUAGGAGAACAUAUGCACAAACUUUUAUUUGGUAAAAGGUAUUUGAUUGUUUUAGAUGAUUUGUGGAGUAUCAAAGCUUGGGAAGAUUUCAAAUCGUCCUUUCCAGAUAAUAGGAAUGGAAGUCGAAUAUUGGUGACUACAAGGCUGUUGGAUGUGGCUCGUCCUUUAGGUUUUGACAAUCAUUAUUUAACAUUGAACCUUUUAGACGAGAAUAAAAGUUGGGAUCUACUAUGUGAAAAAGUCUUUGCACAACAGAGUUGCCCACGCCAAGAAUUGGAAGAAAUGGGUAGGAAAAUUGCGAAAGGAUGCCGCGGACUUCCUUUGGCAAUUGUAAUAAUUGGUGGACUUCUUUCAAAAUCCAAUAAAACACCAGAAUAUUGGAAGUUUGUUGAAGAUAAUGUAACCUCAUUCGUCAGAUCUGGAUAUGAUGAGUCUUGUUUAAAAAUAUUGUCUUUGAGUUACAACAGCUUGCCUCUUCAUCUUAAACCAUGCUUUCUUUAUAUGAGAGUUUUUCCUGAAGAUGAUACAAUCAAAGCGUCCAAGUUAAUCAAAUUAUGGAUCGGCGAGGGGUUUCUAAAACCAGUACAAGGUAAAAGCCUGGAAGAAGUUGCAGAGGAAUACUUGAAGGAUCUUACGGAUAGGAAUCUGAUUUUUAUUAGUAAAUGGACGCGCAGCGGCAGAAUAAAAACAUGCAACAUUCAUGACAUUCUAAGGGAGCUAUGUUUUAUGGAAUCUAACAGAGAACAUCUCAUCCGUGUCCCUAAAACACAAUACAUUUCUUUUCCUAGAGAACCCGAAGAAAGUCAUGAUUGCUUCCUGUGUAGUGACAAGCUGGGCAGGCAGAUUAAGAUAAAACAAGUUUUUGGUGGAGUUGCCAGUCCAUCUGUAUGCGAGGCCUGUAAUAAUGUGUAUCCAAAUCUGAAUAGCUUAAGAUGGGUGAAGGCACUUGAACUUAUUUAUAAUCAAUCAUUCACAUUUCCCCACCACACAAAGUUGCGGUGCCUUGAGGUUAAUGACUAUCGUUGCCAUGAUGAAUAUUGGAUUACAGGAGAACUUCUACUUGCUAGUACGAUUUCUCUACUUUGGAAUCUACAGAUUUUGGAUGUCGAUUUAGUUUAUGAAUUUUUUGACAUGUUAGUUGUGCCAUCUGAAGUUUGGGAGAUACCGAAACUUAGGCAUCUCAAGCUUGGAGUUCAUAGAUUGCCUGAUCCACUAACUAAUCAAUUGGAAGGACAAGAAUCAACUGUCCUGGAAAAUCUAAGUACUCUUUCGUCAGGGGCUUUUAAGUGUUCUGAGGAGGUUGUUAAAAGAGUCCCAAAUAUGAGGGAACUACAUGCUAAUUAUAUGGAGUUCCCUCAGGAUAAUCGCUACUCUCUUUACAAUCUUGCGCGUCUUGAUAAACUUGAAUCACUCUAUGUUGCUUACUAUUCUCACUUGGAGAACAUAGCCUUCCCGACUUCACUUAAGAAGUUGGAUUUGUCCUUCUGCUCUAUUCCUUGGCACAAGAUGACGAUAAUUGGUUCUUCGUUGCCCAAUCUUGAAGUGUUUAAACUACAUGAUGCCACCACUGGGCAAGAGUGGAAUCCGAUUGAAGGGGAAUUUCUUCGGCUGAAAACGUUGUCCAUUUGGGAUUGUUAUUUGGUACGGUGGGGAGCAGAGGAUGUCCAUUUUCCAAAUCUCCAGAGCCUUUCUCUCGAAAAGAUUCGUAAAUUGAAAGAAAUCCCUUUAAGCAUUGGAGAUAUAAACACACUACAAUCCAUUCAUUUGGAUAAAUGCAGUGAGUCUGUCAUCAAUUCGGCAAUGGAAAUACUGAAUGUCCAAAGAGAAAAUGGAAAUGAGAGCCUUUAUGUUUAUGUAGGUGGAAAACAAGUUACUGUCUAAUUCCGAGGCAUUACAUAUAUAUAUAUAUAUGUGACAUGAUUUUUAUUUGGAUAAAUUAUAGUUUGUCAUUCAAAAUAUGUUGGUUUUGUGGAUUUAUUAUAUAUGUAAAUAUAAAUUAAUCAAAUAUGAUUCCUCAAUUGCCCAUCUAUUAAAUUACCAAU
Messenger RNA from Sesamum indicum (sesame), 3027 nucleotides. Its product is annotated as putative late blight resistance protein homolog R1A-3. Gene Ontology annotation, biological process: defense response to other organism. Gene Ontology annotation, molecular function: ADP binding. Lineage: Eukaryota; Viridiplantae; Streptophyta; Magnoliopsida; Lamiales; Pedaliaceae. The record is from RefSeq and is a predicted model, not a curated record.